Molecule: messenger RNA, 7293 nt
Organism: Plasmodium gonderi
Lineage: Eukaryota; Apicomplexa; Aconoidasida; Haemosporida; Plasmodiidae
Exons: 1
Coding region: 1-7293 (2430 amino acids)
Biological process (GO): RNA polymerase III preinitiation complex assembly
Cellular component (GO): transcription factor TFIIIB complex
Molecular function (GO): TFIIIC-class transcription factor complex binding
Source: RefSeq, a predicted model, not a curated record
AUGAACGGCAAGAUGGUUUUACGUAGAUCAUCCAGACUAAUCCAAAAUACGGAACAAGGAAAAAGUGUGAAUUAUUCCCUGGCUGAAAAAACAGAUGAGGAUGAUGACGAUUCAAGCAGCAAAAAAAGGGAUAGAGGAAAGAAAAAGUAUAUAAAAAAUUCGAGUGCAGUGAUAACCAGUACUGAUGAUGACAACACUACUGAGGAUAGUGAUUAUGAUGCAAAUGAAGAUGAGAAUGGCAGUUCGUCUGAAGAGGAGGAAAAAGGUACAGAUGAUGAAGAUGCUGAUACAAGUGAAGAUCCCCGCGGGAAAAAAGCAAGAAAUUCUAAGAGCACUCGAAAAAAUGGAGGAUAUCUAAACAAUCGUAAGAACAGGAAUAACAAUGGAGACAGUGACGAAUCAUCGAUGAAAGAGAAAAGGGGAAAAAACAGAGGAGGAAGCAAAAAAAACCAUCGGAAUAAUAACGAGAAAAGUAUUAUUCCAUUCCAAGAAAACUCAGAUGAUAAGGAGAAACACACCCUGGAUGAAGGUUCCAAUAAUUUGGACAAAAGUAAUAAACAGAAUAAACAGAAUAAACGGAAAAACAAAAGUUACAUUGACAGACUACACGAAGACAUUGAUGAUGACGAUUUUGACAUUUUCAAAAAGAAUAGCAAGUUUGAUAGAAAUAAAAGAAUAUCCACCUCGAAGAGGGCGAGUAGUGCAUUAGACAUAAAUUUGAAAAAGAGAAAAAGCAUUUAUGUUGAAUCGAGCAACAGUGAAGAUUCAAGUGAAAGUGAUGAUGAAUACACGAAUGAAAAAACAAGACCUUCUAAAAAAUUAAAAAAAAACAAUAAUAACAAAAUGAAUGACAAUGAACAAAUUUAUAAAAGCAAUAUAAGUGCGAGUAUACAUAAAAAUUUUGAAGAUUUUAAUUUAUACGAAAAAAUUAAAAAAGGCCCCCCCAAUUUACAUGAAAUUAUUGAAGAAAUUUACUACAAUUUGUUUAAUAGAGAAAAUAAUGAAAAGGUUAAAAUAUCCACUUUUUUUUUAAAUUUUUUAGCUGAAUGUUCAGGUAAUGAAACUCUUACCUGGACUAUUGACAUAAUUGAUUAUAUAGACAAACAAGUAUACUUGUAUGAAGAGAUAACGAAUGACAAAAAUGAACACCGAUUGAUUCCCUCGAACAAUACCACAGUAAGAUCUACAUCCAUAAACGAAAUAAUAACACCUUCUACGGCUCAGUCGGGUAGCAAAAUUAUUAACAUAGAUGAAAUAAUAAAAGAUGAAAAUAGUUUUGAAAAGGUAUGCACAUUUAAGUGUGAAAAAUUGGAACAAUAUUUGCCCCCUGAUUUGGAAAAUGAUGUGUUGAUAAAAAGUAAAAAUGAAAAUAAUAAAUCUUAUAAAGCUUUUACGAAAUUCUUUUCUGAUUUUUCCUAUCAUUUUGAUGAAAAUUAUAUAUACGAAGUAUUGUAUAUAUGUACAUGGAUAUUUUCCCUUAGUGUAAGUAAAUACAGAAAAUUACGAUUUACAGCUUCCCUAGCUAGCCAUUCCAUAUUACUAGGAUUGUGCAAAAAAAUUAAUUACAUUAACAAUCAUGAAAAACAGGUGAGAAAGCAGCUACUAUCAGAAUAUAUUAGAGAAAUGGCAAAAAAUAACAACAACUUGAUAAACAAAAGGGGGAAUAACCAGCGGAGGGAUAGUACCAGUAGUAGAGAUAACAAAAAUGGUAACAAUAUUGCAAAUGGAGAAAAAACAAAACAGGACAUAGACAUUGAAGAACUCAUUCAGUAUAAUAAAAAGAGAGAUAAUGAUGAAAUUCGUUCUAUAAUUGAAAGAAAUUUAAUUAUUAGUCAGUUAAUUGACAAUAUAUGUGAAGAUAGAAAAAGUUUAACAGUUUUGAAUAACUUUCUACUUUGUACAUAUAAUAUACUAUAUAGGAACAAAAUAAAAGACGUGUUUUUAGAUAUACGUGUAAUAACUCUGGAGUAUUUCCAUCAUUAUUUACAAGUACUAAAUACAUAUUUUACGAACAGGAAAUUCACCAAACUGUUGAUUUGGAUAUUGUAUGAUAAGGAUAACAAGGUAAAAAUUUGUUCACUAAAUAUUUUAACAUAUUUCUGCACUCUCUACAAUGCGAAUAAAAAUUUCAAAAUUGUCGAGUUGCUCUACAUGUGUAAAAAAAAAUUAUUAAAUCUUAUUUUCGACAAUGAUUACAAUGUUAGAAUGAAGACUUUUGAAUUAAUAUUGCAAAUGAGCAAAAUGAGAAUUAGAAAAAUUGAUUUAAUAGCAUUUAAAAAAAGGAACAAACGUGCCAGUAUGGAUAGUAACAACAGAAGAGAUUUAACCAAGUCUAGUUCAUCUUCACAAUACGACAGUAACGAAGACGAAGAAAAUGAUACUUUUACCAGAGAAGGGAUAUCUGGAAAUAACCAGCUAGCCAUAAUAGAGGAGGAGAAUCACAAGAAGGAUGAAACAUCAAGCGAUAUUGUUAACAUUUUGUCAAAAAGGGAAAAGAAAAUUGUAAGCAACUUAAUAUGGUUUAAUAAUAAUAAUAAAAUUUCUAAAAUUAUUACUUCACUUAUUUACGAAUCGCAAAUAAAAAAUAAAAUAAAACAAUGUGAUAAGAAGAGGAACAACUAUUUUGAUGUAGAACAAAAUGAUGCAAAUUGUGAAAUUGUAAAAUAUAAUAUAAUUUAUUUAACUAAAUAUUUGAAUAAAAAUAUACCAACUGUUAAAAAUUUUGUCCAUUAUUUUGAUUAUCUCACCAAUUAUAAUGAAAAUAUGAAAUUAUACACUGUGAUUGAUAAAUUUGUUACGGGUAUUAGAGAAAAAUUAGAUGCUGUAAACUGCAUUGACGUCAUAAUUGAGUUGUUAUGUAAGGAUGAUAUUUCACCAUUUGAUUAUUGGGAAAAGUGUACAGAGACUACCAUGAAUAAUAAUGAAUUGGGUAGAACUUGUAGCAAGGGCGGUGUGGAAGCUGAUGCUGGUACGAAGAAGAAAAAGCAAAAUGGAAGAAACACAUUGAAGGAAAAGGACAAGAAGACUGAAACUUGCAUUAGUAGCAGAAGUGAUGGAAAUGAUGGAAGUGGUGGGAUAGAAGCUAGCGAAAAGGAACAAAACGAUGGUGGCGAUGUAGAUAAACCCAUCGAGGAUCGUGACUUGAGGAAAUGUUUGCUAUACAUCUGCGAAUCAUCGUAUAGAAAUUUUCAAAAUGAUAUAAACGAACUUGAAAAAAAUAAAAACAGAAAAUCCGCUCUCGCAACGAAUAGCACGAAUGUUGCAGAUAGAAACAGUAUGCACACCAUGAAACUGAGCCAAGAUACAAAUAAAAUUAAAAAGAUGAUCAUUUACACAUUUGGAAUAAUUAAAAACAGCAAGUUAUUGAUAAAAUUGCAUCAAACAAAUCAAGAACAUUUAUUGUUAGUUUUUAAAAUUUUAAAAAUAGCUAUACAAGAAUGUAAACAUAUUUACAAAAAUGAUGAAAAAAAUAAUAUUUACAAUUUCUCUUCCACCAUAAUGGAAUAUUUUAAAAAUGACAUUGAUAGUAAUAUUAAUUUCUUCCAGAACAACGUUUUUCUGCAUAUAAAAGAUACAUACGAGUAUCUAUAUUAUUUGCUCAAAAAUUUUAAUUUGCCGUAUUAUUCAUCCAAAUAUACAAUGAAUAUGAUAUCUAUGUUUUUGUCCCUAAACGAGUUUUUCAAAAGAAAAGAUGAAAGUACAUAUCAUAGAAACACAGCUACUACGAGUGGCAAUUAUAAAUUAUCAACAGAUUUAUUCUUCGAUCUUUACUAUACCUACUUUACCAACUUCCUAGAGGCUUUUUCAUACUAUCGCAAAAAUUAUAACGCAGAAAUUGAAUGUGAAGAGGAUGAAGAAGAAUACAUAAAAAAUGGAAAGAACAAAGUUGUCAUCGUUAAUGAAAGUUUAGUGCAUAAAGAUAGAAAUAUUGUAGACUCGAUUGAAAAUGAUUUAACUGUCAACCUAACAAAAUUAAUUCACAUGUAUACCCUGUGUUUUAAUUAUAUAAAUAAUAAUUUGUCUAGCUAUGUAGAAAAAAAAAAUGAUAUUAAAAAAAUUAAUAAAAGUAUUAAAAAAGUAAUGGAACAUGAUUAUUUUCAAUUUAUUGUAAAUGAAAAAUGCCAAUCAUAUUAUAAAGAGAAUACCUUUUUUACAGAAUUUUUGGAUGAAACUAUUUUGUUACAAGAAAAUGAUCACUUUUUUUACGAUGUUAAUCGGGGUUCUAGGGAAAAAAACCAUGAGUGCGAAGAUGAUGAAAAUGUAGAUGAAGCAGAUGAUGCAGAUAAAGUAGAUAAGACAGAUAAGGCAGAUGAGACAGAUGAGGAAGAGGAUGAAGAAGAAAAGGGAGAAAACUAUGAGACUGAUGACAAAAACGUAAAUAGCGAGACACAUAGUGAUCAACGGGACGAGGAAUACACAACUAGAAAGGCUAAUAGUAGAAAGGAAAAUAAAAAGUCCAAGAAAAAUAAAAAUAGAAAACCAAAUGGGGACAAAACUAUGUACAUAAAUCGAAACAGUGGUAAGAACAAUACAAAGUUCAAUGACAAAGUAAUAUUUGACAAAAAUGAAGAUAUUCAACAUAGACAACAUUUUAGCAACCUAUACUACAGCCCAGAUGCUUGUAUGCAUGCAAAUGUAGUAAUUCAAUUGUGCUUGUACAUAAUAAGGGCAAAAAUAAAUUCCGUGUACUACUAUGAAGAGGAAAAGAAUAUUCCCAUCACCCCAUCUUCUAGACUACUCCUGCUGUGUAUAGAUCUCAUAUACGUUGUUUAUGAAAAUUAUAUAUACUACUUAUGCAAAAAAAGGUACUUUUUUAAUUAUAUAUACAAUAACUUUUUUUUAAAAAAUGAUACUACGGUUGUAGUGGACGACAUGGAACAAAAUAAAAAUGGAAAAAUGGAAAUGCAAAAUAAGAGCAGUUCAACUAAUUUGAGCACUACGAAUGAGAAGAAUAACAAAAACAAAGAAUUAGUGGAUGAGGAAAAAGGAUUGACAGAAAAGAAUAAAAAUGAAGAUCAUAAUUACAGUGUAAAUAUAGACCAUUUAAAAAAUUUACCUAAUCUUAGUGAGAGAAAAAAAAAGUUUUUAAAAAACAUAUUCAUAGAACUAAAUUAUAUAUAUAACAACAUAGUAUCCUUGAGAGACGAUUUGAAUGAUGCACUUAUAUAUCUCAUCAAGGCAUCAAAUAAUACUAUACUAAAGUAUGGAACAUUUUUAAAUCUUAUGAAUGUAGCACAGAUGGAAAAUGUUUUCCUAUACUCGAUUGAAGAUAUGAAGAAGUAUAAAACUGUGGAAGUAUAUAUAAAUCUGUGCAGUAGUGGAAGAGGGGGUGGAGACCAUGGUGAUAUGUCUGAUAUGGAUUAUAUGGGAGACGAAAGUGGAUUAGUUAAUUUACAGUAUUUGCUAAAACUGGAAAGUAGCCACCAUGGGGAAAAAAACAACGAGAAGGAUGCGAACAGUUCCAAUGGGAAGAAGGUGGAAGAACUAGUACAAAGUCACCAAGACAUAAAUGAUGAAAUCAAUAAAUACAAAAGCGUAUCCAGAUAUGUGUACAAAGAAGACAAUGUCUUGUUUAAUUUCGUGACAGAAUUGUUUAAAAAUGUAGAAAACAUAAACAAUGAUAAUUAUAACUUUGUUAAUUCCUUUUUGUCAAUCGAUAUAGGGAUAUUUUUCCCCAUAAAUACAUAUACAUACAUUGCGGACAUGUGCAAAAUAUACAAUAAGGACGAACUGAGUAUGGAUGAGAAAAUUCUGGAAAUGCAAUAUAUGCACAUGAGCUUAAUAAUAGCUCAAUUUAUUUUACAUUGUAAUAAUAUAAAUAUAUUUAACAGCUGCUUAGGUGUAUUACUAUUAAUCCACUUGAAUGUUAAAAACAAAGGAUUAUCAUCAAUUGCUUUAAAUUUUCAUAAUAAAUUAAAAAAGUACAAUAUAGAAAUUUUUUAUGAAGUAUUAUUAUGUGCAUUAAUUGGAUUAUACACAGCUUAUAUUAACAACGCAUUAGAAGAAAAAGAUUUAUUACUAUUUAGCACAUCGAUAGCUAGCCGUUUAGGAGUUAAAAUUUUAGAGAAACAGAAAUUACCAUUAUGCAAAUUUAUCCACUCUUGUGUAAAUUGUGCUCUGAAUCUAAAAAACCAAAAUUCUUUUCUAAAAUAUAUUUUGCCAUAUGCUCAGAAAUUAAACCUUUCAGAUUAUCAACUUAACUAUUUAAAGAAACAAAUGCUAAAUCUAAUAGAGUCAUAUAAUACGUCUAAUAAUACACAAAUCAAAUUUGAAAAUAGUAUUUUUGAACAUAUGAUUCUUAUCAUUUGUAAAAAAAGAAAGCUCAAUGAAGAAUUUAAGGAUUCUAAUUAUGAACAAUCCUACAUGAGCCUAAACGAAAGUAUACAUUUGAAUAUAAGUAAAAAUAUCACCAGAAGAGUAAGUAGACCCUCAGAUGAACCUUCCAUUAAAACUAGAAGAAGCUUUAAGGACGUUAAUACUCACCUUGCACAAAAAUCAAAAGAAAAAUCAAAUAAUGUUGACAAAAACCAAAAUGGUCUUAAUACCGAUUCAGACGACUCUCAGAAUGAUGCAAACACAAUUACUGAAAAAUAUGAUCAUAACGAUAUAGAUGUUGAAAGAAAUCAAAGUAAACAUGUAUUCAACAUUAAGGAAGAACUUAUAGAUGAUAAAGAUGAUCCAGAGAUGAUUGCAAAAAGUAAGAAGAACAACAAGAGCCAAAACAAGAAGAUAGACGAAAAUGACGUAAAUAAUCAAGAAAACGCUUUACUAACUAGGAAUAAAACAGAUUCAUCAGAUUAUGAAAAGACUCAAUCAAACUCCACUCUUAGCAACUUCAUCAGCCCAAAGGAAGAUGACGAUAAUAUAUACCACAUUGAAGGUAUGAAUUAUGGCAAUAAUGGAACACUUAGUAAUGAUAAAAGAUCUAUUUAUGAAAUUGAGUCUAGUCCCAAACCGAUAAGGGGAAAAAAAAUUACAAGGUUAAAUUUGAUUGAUAAAAAGGAUUUUGAUUCUAAUAUUUAUAAUGAACAUGUCGAUAAAUCUCCAAAUGCAUUACGUAAAAAUUCCGAAGAUCAAUCUCUUAAUAGCUCACUAAAUGAUAUUAGUGAUAAGGAUAACGACGAUAUAUCCAUUAUAUCUGAAAGAAAAGAUAAAAUGAAUUAUUUCGAAGAAAAUGAUGAUGAUUCCAAUUCGGAUAUCAUACCAGGAAUGUCACCAAUGAAGACCAGAAAAAAAAGAAGAAGUGAUGCAUCGACUCCCAUUUCGUAUGCCGAUGAUUUGAUGAAUUUCUAA